Molecule: messenger RNA, 4220 nt
Organism: Amborella trichopoda
Lineage: Eukaryota; Viridiplantae; Streptophyta; Magnoliopsida; Amborellales; Amborellaceae
Gene: SEU
Product: SEUSS transcriptional co-regulator
Source: RefSeq, a predicted model, not a curated record
AAAGAUUUGUAUAAAAAUAGAAAAUAGAGAGAGAAACAUGGAGAAAAGAGUACAGAGAGAGCAGUAGGAAAAGCAGGGAUCUUUCUUAGCACCAAGUUUCUCUCACUAGGGUUUUUCAUGGUUUCUUGGCUAGGCAGGCCCCGCGACUGCGAUUAAUCAGGAGUUUGAGAGAAACCCAUUUUCUCUCUCUAGGAUGUUCUUCUUAGAACCGUGCUUUCUAGAGGUACUUUUACAUGCGCUUCUCUCUGCAUUGAUUUUGGACACUCCUUCGUGGUUUGCUUCUUCUCCAAAGGGCUUGCCUCUAUUGACAACCCUGCAAGAACGCAUAAAGAAUUCUAAUUUGGAACUUGUUCGGUGCUCGAAUCCAUGUCUUAUGAUCAAGGUUUAGAGUGCAUUGGAUCUUGGCUUUUAAACUGCUUUCUCUGUUCAAUUCUGGUAUUGAAAUGAAACCCAUGUUUUCUUUGGUGCUUAGAUCUGUGAUCCUCGACUUAUUGCUGGUUGGAACCCAUAUUUGAAUGGGAAUUACGAGCUGUAAUUUUGCUGCUUGGGUAUCUUGUAAACUAGUUUGGGUUCAAUUAUCAGAGCUUUAUUUGUACAAGAACUCCUGAUAGGUUCACUAAUCAUAGGAUAACAUAAAAACUCGGUUUCUUUGAUUUCCAUUAUCAGAGAGUAGAACGAAGAGCUAGGCUUGGUUCGUGCAAUCAUCGAACAGUAGACGGCUCCACUAGUAUCUUCAGUAAUUAGGCCUCGAAAAGGUGGGGUUUCUGAUUGAUUAUCAGAAGAUAGAAACUAGGGUUAAUAUUUUUAGCUAAUCAUCACGUUCUUUUGGGUUAAGAGAAAAGAUGGUGCCUUCAGGCCCUCCAACACCCAUUGGUAAUGGGGCACCUACAGUUCCCCCUUCAACUCUCUUGCGAACGAAUUCAGGUCUUUUGGGUCCUCAAAAUGGUGGAGUUCCAUCUCAAUCUGCAUUUCCCUCUCUUGUUUCGCCUCGUUCUCAGUAUAACAGUGCAAGUUUGCUUGGCAAUAUGGCUAAUGUUUCUUCACUCCUAGGAAGUGGUGGGGGUAGUUCAGCCAUGGCUGCUGUUAACCAGGGCUUCAUCAAUGGCUCUCAAUCUGGUGGUACGAACUCUGGAAUUUCAGGUUCAGGGAACCUUCAAAGGGGCGGAGUGAACAUGGUUGCGGACACCGAUCCUUUAUCGGGAACUGGGGGUAAUAUGGGUUUUGCCGCGUCACCAGUUUCUCUCUCAUCUUCGAAUGUUUCAAUCUCGGGUUCAUCUAAUCUCAAUGCGAAUGGACCUAUCAUGGGCUCUGGUACCUUGGUUCCAGACCAGCAACAAGCUCAACAGCUCGAGGUCCAAAACUUUCAGCUUAACCAGAACCAAACACAAGGUCAGGACCCAUCUAACUCUCUUCAAAUUCAAUCCCAACAAAUGCUUGGGGCUAGAGCCCUGCAACAAUUUCAUGUGCCCAAUAGUCUUGGGCAGUCCCUUAGAGGCCUAUCAGGGGACCAAACGGGGCAGCAAUUACAGGCUUUGAGGAAUUUGGGGCCAGUAAAGCUUGAACCUCAAAUGGGUAAUGACCAAGCCGGGCAACAACAGCCAUUGCAAGCUUUGCGGAGCUUGGGUCCUGUGAAAUUAGAGCCUCAACAGUUCCAGAACCUAAGAAGCUUAGCCCCAAUAAAGCUCGAACAGCAACACAGUGACCAAACUUUGUAUCAGCAACAACAGAUGUUACAGAUGGCUAGGCCAUCAUCUCAGCAAAUGCAGUUACAGGCUGCUCAUUUGCAGCAACAAAGGCUAUUGCAGCAGCAGCAACAACAACAGCUAUUGCAGGCCCUUCCCCAACAAAGAUCGAGGCUUCAGCAACAGCAACAGCAGUUUCAUAACCAAGCUCUACCUGUUGGGUCAAGUGGGAAAGCUGCUGUAUAUGAGUCGGGGACUUGUGCUAGGCGUUUGAUGCAAUACAUGUAUUACCAACAACAUAGACAGGAUAACAGCAUUGAAUUUUGGCGGAAAUUUGUCAAUGAAUAUUUUGCUCCGCAUGCAAAGAAGCGGUGGUGUGUUUCUUUGUAUGGAAGUGGCCGGCAAACAACUGGUGUUUUCCCUCAGGAUGUUUGGCAUUGUGAAAUAUGUGGUACCAAGCCUGGCCGUGGUUUUGAAACUACGGUUGAGGUCCUACCAAGGCUGUGCAAAAUUAAAUAUGACAGUGGUACCUUGGAAGAGCUUCUUUAUGUGGACAUGCCGCGUGAAUAUUGCUCAGCGUCAGGCCAUAUAGUCUUAGAAUAUGCAAAAGCAAUACAAGAAAGUGUAUUUGAGAAACUACGAGUCGUGCGUGAUGGCCAACUUCGAAUUGUUUUUUCUACAGAUUUAAAGAUCUGUUCAUGGGAGUUUUGUGCGAGGAGUCACGAGGAACUUAUUCCCCGAAGAUUGUUGAUACCUCAGGUUGGCCAACUUGGCACAGUAGCUCAGAAGUAUCAAACUGCAUCUCAAAAUGCACCAUCGAAUCAAGCUCCUCAGGAAUUGCAAAAUUAUUGUAAUUCGUUUGCUGCAACUGCAAAGCAAUUAGCGAAAUCCUUGGAGGUUCCUUUGGUGAAUGAUUUAGGAUAUACGAAAAGAUAUGUCCGUUGCCUUCAGAUAUCAGAAGUGGUUAACAGUAUGAAAGAUUUGAUUGACUAUAGCCAAGAAACAAGGACCGGACCCAUGGCAAGUUUGAUCAACUUUCCAAGGAGAACUGGCAAUUCAACAGGGCUCUCUACCCAAGGGCAGCAACAGCAGCCAGAAGAACAGGUUGGCGCUCAGAAUGCAAAUAAUGACCGGAGCACUGUUCAGGCCACACCUGCACAUCUUGCUGCUAGUAAUGGAGCAAGCAGUGUAAAUAACUCGAUUGCUACUUCUUCAGCCUCAGCCCCCACUAGCACCAUUGCUAGCCUUCUCCACCAAAACUCCAUGAACUCGAGGCAAAACAACCCCAGUAGUCCUUUUUCAAACCCAUCGGUCAGUUCCCCCAAUAUGCAGCAACCUCAGCCGAACCCAUCUUCUCCUUACCCAAACCAAGCUCCAUCUUCUUCUAACCAAGGUUUACCCAACUCUGCAAACUCCCCUGCUAAUAGUGCCCCUCUACCCACACAGUCUAAUAAUGAAGCCGAUCCGAAUGACCCUCAGAACUCUAUGCAGCAAAUAAUUCAAGAAAUGAUGAUGUCUUCUCAAGUGAAUGGAGGUGGUAACAUGAAUUCAGGAGUUGGGUCAUCGGGGAAUGAGAUGAAAAGUGUAAAUGGUAUUACACAGAUGGGGAAUCCAGCUCUUAAGGGUCCAAACUGUUUGGUAGGUAAUGGAGGUUUAUCGAAUGGAGUUGGAUUUGGUAACAUGGGGGGUGUAAAUCCGAUGCCUAUGAACCCUAUGAAUGGUAUGAGGUCGGCUAUGGCGAACAGCUCUAUGGGAUUGAACGGGAGGGUCAAUGUGUCUUCCAUUCCACAGGAUUCUGGGAUAGCCCAUCAACAGGAUAUGGGUAACAGGCUGUUAAAUGGUCUUGGAACAGUGAAUAGCUUCAAUAAUCUCCCAUUUGACUGGAAAUCAUCUUCAUAACGGGCUAUAAGAGUUUAAUCUUUUGCGAAUUGUAUACGUCAAAAGGACUUUGGAGGAAGAUCGGUGUUACCUCGAGGAACUGUGUGCUCUGUGAUCCUUGGUUUUUGGCUCUUUCCAUACCAAUAUUGAGAGGAAACAAGCGAGGUAGAUCAGCAUCCACUUGGACCCAUUGUCUUUUUGUUUUUUUUUCCUUUUUUAAAUCUCUCUGUGGCUUUCGAAAUGGUGGUUAAUUUGAAGUGCCAGCUUUGUCAGUCCACUUGUGUGAGAAUCUCCCAUGAACAUCAUUUUGGAGGGAAUGUAAGGGAUCUCAGAGGAGUGAUGACGGUGGAUGCGUUGCUCUCUACUUCUAGUGUUGCUGCAAUUAGGAAUAUAUACACAGCUCCGAAGUGGAGAGCGUCUACUUGGGAUGGAAGUGCUGUAUCUCACUCUCGUUUUUUGAGAGAAUUGUAUAUUAUCAACCAAAAGGUAUUCCUUAUAGGCUUUUACUGUUCUUGAGCUGUUUUUCCAUUUAUGAGCUCUCUCUCUCUCUUACAUAUACAUAUGCGUAGAAUCAAUGAACCUUUGCUCACUCUCUCACUUAAUGCCUCAAAUCUAUGAACCUUUGCUCAGAUUGUAUAUAUUGAUGAUUCUCUUGUGGCC